Messenger RNA from Boeremia exigua, 816 nucleotides. RefSeq lists its product as uncharacterized. The record is from RefSeq and is a predicted model, not a curated record. Bases 1 to 816 code for a protein of 271 amino acids. The transcript is spliced from 2 exons. Lineage: Eukaryota; Fungi; Ascomycota; Dothideomycetes; Pleosporales; Didymellaceae. Gene Ontology annotation, cellular component: cytoplasm; mitochondrion.
AUGCGAUGGCCUUGGUCAGGCGACGAUAAUGAACGGAAGAAGACCGGCCUCGCAGCAUGGACUGAACAUUACAGCUCAGAUGACUGGGCGGCAUCGUUAUUGGAGCCAAGGACCCUGAUCCCAUCUCUUGCGCUCACAGUGACCACCGUCGCUGGUGUUCGCCUUUACAAAUCCUACCUACGGAGAAUACCCAGCGUCAACCACAUCAAACCCGACUACUUUCGGCGCAAAAGUUUGUUUGGUCAGGUCACAAGCGUUGGAGAUGCAGACAACUUCAGACUGUAUCAUACCCCUGGCGGACGACUGGCAGGAUGGGGCUGGUUGCCAUGGAAGAGUGUACCAACGAAAAGAGACCAACUCAUGAAACAAACACUGCACAUUCGAAUCGCGGGAGUCGAUGCGCCAGAACUCGCGCAUUGGGGCCGAGAAGCUCAGCCGUACUCAAAAGAAGCACUUGAGAUGCUUACCGACCUCAUUCUUAACCGACGAGUUCGUGCGCAACUAUACAGACGCGAUCAAUACGAUAGAGUGGUAGCGCAGGUCUACUACCGGAAAUGGUUCUUCAAGAAAGACGUGGGGUUGGAGAUGCUGAAGGCCGGCUUAGCCACCGUCUACGAAGCCAAGUCUGGGGCUGAGUUUGGAAAUUCUGAAGCAGAGUAUCGCGCUGCUGAAGAGCAGGCCAAAGAACGCAAGGUCGGCAUGUGGUCGAAACCUGGACUAUUACAAAGGCUGGCUGGCGCAAAGGCUCAGGGCCUAGAGAGUCCACGAGAGUACAAAAGUAGACAUGCGGCAGCAGACAAGUCAAAGAAGACUUGA